UAUGCUGUCUAAAUUCUAUUUGUACAAAGUUCCGCAAGCAAGAUAGGCUAAAAGCAAAGCAGAAAAGGAAAAGAGCAGAGCUCUCGAGAACUCCUCACCUCUGCCAGCAGUCCAGAUCGAUUCUGGAACAUAUGCCAUCAUCGCCAUGCUCCCUCCGCCGGAGUUCCGAGCCCCGCCGCCGUCUCCGGUAGCCGGCGUGCAUCCUCAUGGCCUGGACUCCCCAGACGGCGACGACGAGUUCGCCGGGUUCUUGAGCCACUCCCUCCGAGUACCCAAACUCAACCUGCCGCAUCGCAUCUUCCCCCAGGAAGCAACGGCGUGGAACCCCCCGGCGAUCGACUUCCGGCCGUUGAUCUCGCCGGGGGACGCCGAAUCAGGCGCCGCCGAUCUUGUCAAGUCCGCGGCAGCAGCCUUCGGGUGCUUUCAACUCGUGAACCAUGGGAUCUCACCGGGCCUCGUCGCGGCGGUCGGAGCCGCGGCGUGCCCCGCGUUCGGAAUCCCGCUCGAAUCGAGGACAAAGGCGGCGAGAUCCCCGGAGAGGCGGUGGGGAUUCGAAGUGGAAGAGGAAGGGGAAGGCGAGGAGUUCUUGUGGUGGUGUAGGAGCGGGAUGGGAGACCGAAGAGAGUUAGCGGCGAUUUGGCCACGGAGUUAUAAGGAUUUCAGCGAUAAAGUGGAGGGCUUGUGGUGCGAGAUCCAGAAGAUUGCAAGCAGAGUCGAAGAGGUUUUGUUGGGUAAGAAGGCGGGAAGAGAGGAGGAAGCAGCAGAUGGCUCUUUGCUUUGCCUCCACAAGCAUGCACCGAAUGGAAGUCAUAAUGGUGGGAUAAAGCAUGAACUGCUAAGGAUGCUGGUGAGGAGUUGGAGCUGCUCUUGUGAUUUGAGCCUGCAUCUCCCAGGUGGCGCUUCGGAGUUCCAUAUCUACUCCAAGCGAGGUUGGUACCGGUUUUGUCCGGAGAAUGCAGCCGUCGUCGUCACCGUUGGCGAUCAAAUCCAGGCAUGCAGUGGUGGGUUCUACAAGCAUGUCAUCGGGAAGCCAGUUCUGAAGAAAGGAGACCCCCAGGAUUCCAUCUCCAUGGCAUUCCACCACACCAGACAUCAAGCCAUCGUCCACGGCAUCUCCCGACCGAAUCUACACUCGGAAAAGGAAAAGACCAUCUCUCUCGCUGAGCAAAUCAUGGUGGCAGCGUGCCUAGCAAUUGCCUACCACAUAAUAGCCUUCUUCUUCUGUCGUAGUUGAAUGAUGCGGCGUUAUGUUAUGGGAGAUGUUUGGUGUUCCUAUCUCUAGUGUGUACGCAAUUACAGAAUGGUGAGUGCAUUUGAUAUUUUCUUUUACUGUAA
This is a messenger RNA of Musa acuminata subsp. malaccensis (wild Malaysian banana), 1335 nucleotides long. RefSeq names its product jasmonate-induced oxygenase 4. The record is from RefSeq and is a predicted model, not a curated record. Lineage: Eukaryota; Viridiplantae; Streptophyta; Magnoliopsida; Zingiberales; Musaceae.